This is a messenger RNA of Antechinus flavipes (yellow-footed antechinus), 7191 nucleotides long. It is a transcript of the gene MMP24, whose product is annotated as matrix metallopeptidase 24. The transcript is spliced from 9 exons. NCBI's taxonomy places the organism in Eukaryota, Metazoa, Chordata, Mammalia, Dasyuromorphia, Dasyuridae. The coding region runs from base 1 to 1899 and encodes 632 amino acids. Gene Ontology annotation, molecular function: zinc ion binding; metalloendopeptidase activity. Gene Ontology annotation, biological process: extracellular matrix organization; collagen catabolic process; proteolysis. The record is from RefSeq and is a predicted model, not a curated record. Gene Ontology annotation, cellular component: extracellular matrix.
AUGCUGAGGAGCCGGGGCCGCCGCGCCCUCGGGCCGGGCCGGAGCCGGAGCCGGAGCGGGAGCCGGAGCCGCUGGCUGCCCGCGCUCUGCUGUUUGUUGGGCGCCGUGCGGGCGGCGGCGGGGGCCGGGGCCGGGGCCGGGGCCAGGGCCAGGGAAGAGGCGGCGGCGGCGGGGGCAGGGGCGGCCCACGAAGCGUCCUUUGCGGGCCAGAGCUGGUUAAAGUCUUACGGCUAUCUGCUUCCCUAUGAUGCCCGGGUACCCUCGAUGCCCUCAGGGAAGGUCUUGCAGUCAGCGGUCACCACUAUGCAGCAGUUUUAUGGGAUUCCUGUCACAGGAGUGUUGGAUCAGACAACAAUCGAGUGGAUGAAGAAGCCUCGCUGUGGUGUCCCUGAUCACCCCCACCUGAGCCGCCGGCGCAGGAACAAGCGCUAUGCACUGACGGGGCAGAAGUGGAGGCAGAAACACAUCACCUACAGCAUUCACAACUACACCCCCAAAGUAGGCGAGUUGGACACACGGAAAGCCAUCCGCCAGGCCUUUGACGUUUGGCAGAAGGUCACCCCGCUGACAUUUGAGGAAGUUCCCUACCACGAGAUUAAAAGUGACCGCAAGGAAGCAGACAUCAUGAUUUUCUUUGCCUCUGGUUUCCAUGGUGACAGCUCCCCUUUUGAUGGUGAAGGGGGAUUCCUAGCUCAUGCCUACUUCCCUGGCCCUGGGAUUGGUGGAGAUACUCACUUUGACUCUGAUGAGCCUUGGACCCUGGGGAACGCCAACCAUGAUGGGAACGACCUCUUCCUGGUGGCUGUGCAUGAGCUGGGCCACGCAUUGGGACUGGAACAUUCUAAUGACCCCAGUGCCAUCAUGGCCCCUUUCUAUCAGUACAUGGAGACGCACAGCUUUAAGCUGCCCCAGGAUGACCUGCAGGGAAUUCAGAAGAUCUAUGGUCCUCCUGCUGAACCUCUAGAGCCCACACGACCCCUACCCACACUCCCUGCCCGGCGGAUCCACUCCCCAGAGAGGAAGCAUGAGCGUCAGCCUAGGCCCCCAAGGCCACCAUUGGGAGACCGGCCGUCUAUCCCGGGUACAAAGCCCAAUAUCUGUGAUGGCAACUUCAACACUGUGGCUCUCUUCCGGGGCGAGAUGUUUGUGUUCAAGGACCGCUGGUUUUGGCGUCUGCGGAAUAAUCGUGUUCAGGAAGGCUACCCCAUGCAAAUCGAGCAGUUCUGGAAGGGGUUACCAGCUCGCAUUGAUGCUGCCUAUGAGAGGUCUGAUGGGCGAUUUGUCUUCUUCAAAGGUGACAAAUACUGGGUCUUCAAGGAGGUGACUGUGGAGCCUGGAUACCCUCACAGCCUGGGAGAGCUGGGUACCUGCUUGCCCCGUGAAGGCAUAGACACAGCCCUACGCUGGGAGCCUGUGGGCAAGACCUACUUUUUCAAAGGGGAAUGGUACUGGCGUUACAAUGAGGAGAGACGGGCGACUGACCCUGGAUACCCCAAACCUAUCACUGUGUGGAAGGGCAUCCCCCAAUCCCCUCAGGGGGCCUUCAUCAGCAAAGAAGGCUAUUACACCUAUUUCUACAAAGGCCGGGACUACUGGAAAUUUGAUAAUCAGAAGCUGAGUGUGGAACCUGGUUACCCCCGCUCCAUCCUGCGGGACUGGAUGGGCUGUAAUCAGAAGGAGGUGGAAAAAAGGAAGGAACGUCGGAGGCCCCAGGAUGACGUGGACAUCAUGGUUACCAUAGAUGAUGUGCCCGGUACGGUGAAUGCCGUGGCCGUCAUCAUCCCCUGUACCCUCUCCCUCUGCAUCCUUGUCCUUGUCUACACCAUCUUUCAGUUUAAGAACAAGGGGGCACAACAGCAGGUUACCUACUACAAACGGCCAGUCCAGGAGUGGGUAUGACCAGCACGUCCUUGCCCCGCCAGCCGGGGCAUCCUUGCCGGGGCCUGAGAGAGGGCAGGGACCUCACUCCCAGGACUCAGAGGAACAGGGGGGCGCCACAAAGGCCCAGACCAAGAGGCACAAGCAAUGGGUUUAUACCUCCAGCCUAAAGCUUGGCCCUUGGAAACCAUUUGGUCAGAGAGGAGUGGUAAAAAUCAGUCAGAGCUGAUCCCCAAACAUCGGUCCUCACCUGGACCCUUUGGAUGCCUUUAAUCCAAAGGAAAAGGCAAAAGAUAACCUUUGCUGAGGAGAGCUUUGUGGGGGGAGAAGGUCUCUGCUCUUGCUGCCUCAUACCUGUCCCUCAUUCCCAGAGGCUGGAACCCCAAUUAUUAGGGGCCUCUCCUGGGACUUCCAAAGGCCCUCUGAGCACAGUUCACCCGGGAGAAACCAGCAUUUGCUCCCUGACAGCUGCCUGUCAUUCCUCUCCUGAGGGACCCGACUCCAGGUGUGCCUGGGUAUGGCAGGGCCUCGUGAUCUUAGGGUGAGGAUUAAGGCCUGAGGCAGGAUCAGCUGCCUCCUUUCUGCGCCAAACCUGGGCACUGUCUGGCUACCGACUCCCAACACCUGCUGGUCAGAUGUUUGUAACUGAUCAUGGAUCACGGAGCCUGUGUGGCCAUGGAGGCAAGGCUGUCUGCGGGCAAGGAAGAUGUUUUUUGUGACCUCUCCCCAGACCCACACAGGUUCCUCAGAAAACUGGUUUCUCCUGGGCCAAUGAGAGGCAGGGGCCUCUUGUGCUCAGGGAGAGCCUGUGAUCCAGCCUCAUCUCUGCUGGACUUUGCUCUCAUGUCACAAAUAUUUAAAUGUCCCGUUACUACUGUUUUAAUCCCCAUUUGUCAGAAGUGAUUCCCUGAGGACUUGGGAAGCUGUUUGUUCAUCUCACUCCAAUAUACACCAGUAUAAGAGCCUCGACCCCAGAGCAUCAAGGCCAAAGUCCCACUAAGAUGAGUGAAACCAGGUAGUACCUUGGUGGCCCUAGAGAACAGAGAUGGAUCAAAAGUAUGGGGAUGAGCUUCUUUGGGGGCCCAGAAACCUUUGGACAAGAACUAUUAGAACCCUUUGGAACUUGGGCCACAGGAAUGGAGAGCUAGGUUCACUCCUUGCUAAGAACUUAAGGCCAUGGGAGAGACACUAAAGGCCAAGAGCCAGAAAGGUGCCUAACCUUGGAUGGUUGGAAGGAAUGUGGAUGCCCCAGAAUUUUCUUAAUUCCCAUCCCCAGCCUCACUGCUCUGCCCCUUCCCACUUUUACUUCUGGUUCCUUCUCAUGUGGCCCCUAUUAUUAUCCCAAACCCCAACCCCAUCAGCCUCUCACAUCUUUCCAUUUCUCAUUGCCAAAAGAGGCAACUUGUAUAGCAGUAGAGAGUGCUGGAUUUGAAGUCAAGGAGCCUGGGUUUGAAUCUUGAGUGCUACUUUCUCACUGUGUGACUUUAGGUAAGGACAUUUCUCAUCUCAAUUUCUAUUUCCUCACUGAGUAAAAUGAGAGGGUUGGUCAUGAUUUCUAAAGUCCCUUGCAGCUCUAAAUCAUUGAGUGUGUGAUCUUCCUCCCAUUCCCAUCCUGAUCCCCAUCUUCUCCCUACUCCUUAUGCAGGUCCCCUUUCUGUUCUUGGCCCUGGGCUAUACCUAGAGUAAAGGGGGAAGGGAGCACAUGGAGCUACUACACUGCCACUUCCCAGUUAUUCCAGUGAUUCCUCUGUUUGCAGGGCCCUUGUCCUUCAGCCAUCUCAAUAAUUCACCUGUUGAAAAGCUCUAUCCCAUUCCCAUCCAGCCAUCCCUAAGGGACUGCCUGAAAUUCCUGGCUUCAUUGAAACUAGUCAGAUAAGUCUAAAGUGAACAGAAGAGUCCAUUAAGCAAGAAGAUCUGAGGGACUUUCAGCUUUCUUCUAUCUUCAGGACACGAAAUUGAGCCCAUUUCCUGUUUGCUUCCUUCUCUCACAAUGGACAUAUUGUAUCCUGAAUGCCUCUCUGCUUUCAGGCCAGGAUAUCCAGUUUAGAAUACACCAGCCCCUGAAAAGCUGGAUUUGUGGAACAGACUUGGAGGCAAGUCUUUAUUUUGUAAAAAAAAAAAAAAAAAAAAAAAAGAGUUCCCUAGGAUUGCAAUAUCUCAUUACUUUUAAAAUGAGAUUAUGGAAGUUACAUAUGACUUUUCCUGAAAAGAGGGCUUGUGCAUCAGAGAUGGAAGGAUUUCAUAGAUUAUAGUCAAUUUUCUCAUGGUAAAUUGAGGUUCAGAGAAGGGUCACAUAGUGAAGUAGGGUAGGGUCCAAAUGACUAGUGCAAAAUGUGAGGUUUUCCACUUUCCAGAUUUUCAGUACCUCUCUGUCCAACCAUUCAUAGCUCUUCUUUGGAUUCAUCCACUUUUCCUGGGCUGGACACCCUCUUUCCAUCUCCCUAAUACCCUUCAUAGUCUCUCCACAUUGCUUCAUUGACAGAUGCGAAAUUUGGGUUCCUCAGGCAGCCUGGAUUGGGUCUCUCUCCAUGGCAAGCGGGUUCCUUUCUUUCCAUUACAAAUUUAAGCUAUUUGUAUCAGUAACAUUUUAGCACCAAGGUUAUGUAAUCUGUGAAUUUAGCAACCUUUGAGCUAAGCCAACACAAAAUCCUGGGGAUCUUCCUUGUUACUUUUUCUGGAAUACAUCUACCCAGAGCCAUAACUUGGUAUCCUGAUACUUGGGGCAAAUUUAUCUAAGAAGGAUGAAUAGGCAUGACACACACUGGUCCUAGGAUAAACUGACUCAUAUAGGGCUGCUUUGGGGGGAGGUAGCUACUCCCUCUCCAGACUUUCAUUGGCCCAUGACCCAUGAUUUCAAUCACAAAGGUACAGGUCAGUGGAUCCCUUCAAGGCAAAGUCAGGAGAGUUCCUGACUACUGUAAGGAGAAAGUGUUAUUCUCUUCUAUUCUCUCCCUGCCUCCUCAUCCACCUUUGUACUGAUACAAAGCCAUGACUAUCCUAGGUAAUCAUCUCUGGAGACUCAGAAGUAUAGAUUGACUGGGGCUGCCCUCCCAAGUCUCUAUUGUAAAAUCCUUGAAGUUUAUAAGAGUGUAGAUAGGGCUAUAGCAGUUAUUACCAGUUCCUUAACUGUUAGGUGGGAGACAUCUUUCCUAGUUGUCCAACUCUGUCCUCAGACUCGUUCUAUUCCUAGUUGUCCAACUCUGUCCUCAGACUCGUUCUAUUCCUAGUUGUCCAACUCUGUCCUCAGACUCGUUCUAUCAGCAAUUUUGUCCCUGACUUGCAAAAUAUGGGUAACUAAUGCCUAUCAAAGAUAUGUUGAUACAAAGCCAGGAAACAUAGCUAACACAGAUUGUCAGGAUCCAGAAAUAAUGUUGGCAAGUUAGAAAGGUGAAAUCUACAAUGAGUAAAUAGCAAAUGAAAAAAAAAAUUUUUUUUGGCUGUACAUGUAUAGAAAGGAGGUAAGUUAUGGCUACAAUAAUUUGUACAAAAAGUAUCUAGAUGUUUUACUGAGCUGUAAACUUAAGCUAAAAAACAAAUGGUGUCUGAUGAUCCUAUUGAUGAGACCACAUCUAGGACAGUAUGUAUUGUUCUGGACUCCAUAGUUUAGGUAGAAUAUUGAGAAGUUGUUGAGUUGUAAGUGCAAGACAGAGAGGAAGACAGAAACUGGAGGUUGUGCUGAGAAUGUUGAGUUUGAAACAAAGAUUUUUCCCCCUAAGUAUUUGAAAAGUAGUCUUGUGGAAGAGGAUUUGUUCCCGUUGGCCCCAAAAAGCAGAACUCAAGAGCUCCAGAUGUUAGAGGAUCAUCCACUUCAGUUAAGUCUAAAAAUUGUCUUUAGCAAUCUCAGUUGCCCAAAUAAUGGGAUGAACUGUCUUGGUAGGGAGUGAAUUUCAUUACAAAUUCAGCAAAGGCUGGAUAACUACUUGUUUAAAAUGUCACAGAAGAGAUUCCUGGAUCAAACACAAGGUUAGGCUAAAUACUGUCUUGAAUCCUUUCCAGCUCUAGGUUUUUAUACCAAGUCAGUAAUUUGUUAAAUCUAUAAAAUUAUUUAUGACCGGGUCACCCAGAAGCCUCUUGGGCUGGGAAGUGGAGGCAGGACACAGGAGUCUCCUGGGGCCCUGCCAGACUAUAAAUGGGAGUAUCCACUGGGCAGUUUCAUGUUUUCCUCCUGUAUUUGCAGUCAUCUUCCAUUUGUGGUCACAUCUUAAAACUUUGGAGACUUGUUUAUGCUUGAAGGAGAUGAUUUCCUGAUGGUGCCCUAGGUCGAGACCUUAGCCUCUGCCCUGGCUUGGGCCUUCUCCUAAAUGAACUUCCCAAGUCACCAAUUCUCUUGUGCUCAUCCUCAAUUCUUGCCAAGGGCCGGCUCCCUGGGGUAGGGGGCAUCUGACAUUAUAGAGACAUAAUCUUUGUGUCGAUACAGUAUUUUAUACUUUUCAAGGCACUUUAUUAGGUGACAGCUAUUAGCCUAUUUGAAACUCACAAGGGCCAUGUUAUGCUGGCUGGGCGAAUAACAUUAUCCUCUUUUGACAGAGGUUAAUGAGGCCCAGAAAUAAGAUAUGACUUUUUGGGGUCAUGCAAGUUAGUGGUGGACUAUAAUUGAGUGCUCUUUCUGUCACACCAUGCUGCAAAUCUUGAUGGCCACUGGGCGAGGCCUGGCUCAGAGGGGCCUUGGGUAUCUUCCACCACUUCUGACCAAUAGCAAUGCAGAGAAUGAAGCCACACCACUGUGCCCCUCAUACACUCCUCACCACUUAUUCCUGCUUGGGUCCUCUUGUCACUACUCCUUCUUGAGAUCACAGCCCAUACUUUGUGAGGGCCUUGAUCGUCCAGCUCAGCGCCUCCUCCAUUCAUCUCAUCUUGGGUCCUCCUGGCUUAUCUCCCCUCUUCCUCUCUGAUGCCUGCUGGACCCAUACUAGGGUCCUGGGUUUCUGCUCCGACCUUCUGAAAACCCUUAAUCCUGUGUGGUCCCCUCUGGGAUCCUCCUGAGCCUCCAAGAUUCUUGAGGUAGAGCUGAGGAAGGGAACAGAGGAAGAGGCUCUGGGGGCAGUGAAAGGGUCAGGCCUCACUGGAAUGGGGGACCGUUUGAGUUGACCCCUUUUCUGACCCACUUGCCCUCCCUUCAUCCCCCACACUUCCACCAUAGUCUGUGUGUCUCCCACGACCUGGCCAAGGCUGAGGCCUCCAUACUGGUGCCCUAGAGUCUGGGCUCCCAUCACCCUGGACGGCAUCGCAGCAUUUCAGUGUCCGUCACAUUUUAAAACUGAUCAGCCUUUGUAUAAUGUUUUUUAAAUCAUUUCUAAAUAAAAUGAAAAUAUA